Molecule: messenger RNA, 4498 nt
Organism: Perca fluviatilis (European perch)
Lineage: Eukaryota; Metazoa; Chordata; Actinopteri; Perciformes; Percidae
Gene: arhgef25a
Product: Rho guanine nucleotide exchange factor (GEF) 25a
Exons: 16
Coding region: 457-2523 (688 amino acids)
Biological process (GO): axon guidance
Cellular component (GO): plasma membrane; cytoplasm
Molecular function (GO): guanyl-nucleotide exchange factor activity
Source: RefSeq, a predicted model, not a curated record
CUCUCUCUCUCUCUCUCUCUCUCUCUCUCUCUGAGGCAGUCUCCUAGACUGUCAUUUGACCAGGCAGUUCACAGAGGCGAGAGCUCAGCACCAAAAAGAAAACAAAGGGUAAAAGAGAGACAGAGGGAAGGGGAGCACAUUCACUGUAAGGAUAAGCUUGCUGGAAUGUUUCCUUGGCUGUUUAUUAUCAUUUGAAAAACGCUGCGAGCGUGGAUUUCUUCUUGGUUGCUGCUUUUUUGGACUCUGUCUCUUCUUCUCGGUCUGGAUGUAGGCUUUAAGUCUGUUUGCAGUCAACUGAGGAGCAGGAUCAACUGACACCUUUUUUUACAUUCUGAGGAGUAAACCACAACCUCUACUUGUGUGAGGGUGAGAGAGAGAGACUAAGAGAGACAGAGAGAAGGAGGGGAGAAAGAGAGAGUGCUGGGCCAUGCCCACCUCUGCUCAUGGUUCAACAGCAUGAAAGGGGGCCACCAUCACCAUCGCCACCACCGAGGCUGUGGCUGCCAACACUUGUUCCGUAAAGUCCUGGCCAAGUGUGGCUGUUGCUAUGCCCGAGUCAGAGACUCAUACUCGGCAGCAGGCAGCGAAGGCAGCAUCUCCACCUCUGUGGCGUCACUGCCCCCGCCGGCAUCAGGCAGCUCGGCCCCGAGCUCCCCAGGCUCUAGACGCUCUGUGAGCACGCUGAAGAAGUGGCUCACGAACCCUGUCCGCAAACUCAGCGUCGGGGCCACCGCCAAAGUGGAGCGUCAGGUCUGCAAACUUGAGGGAAAGCCUCCACCUCUUCCAUCCCACAGCCACAGCCAGGAUCUGAGCAGUCCCCUGAGGCCUGAUGAACCUUUCCCCAUCCUGCCCGUCACGCACAGAGAACUGGAGUGGAAAGAUGGCCUGGCAAGCCCUGAGGACCUGUCUCCGGCUACACUACAGUCCCCCAGCUACAUAACAGACUCGCUGAUUGGCUGCACGUCACUUCCAAACAACCAGGACACUCAGUCCACCAGUCUUUUGCCAGAUGACAGCGGCUCUGUCUUGAUGGACGACACCUCCAGCCAAUGGUCAGCUGCAGCUGACACUGAGGAGGAAAGGAGGAGUGCCUUAGAGAAAAGCAUGUAUGUACUGCAGGAGCUUAUUGAGACAGAGAAGCACUAUGUGGUGGACCUGGGGUUCAUAGUGGAGGGCUACAUGGCCACAAUGCACUCCAAAGGUAUGCCGGAGGACAUGAAGGGAAAAGACAAGAUUGUUUUUGGGAACAUUCACCAAAUAUUUGACUGGCAUAAAGACUACUUCCUGGGAGAGCUGGAGAAGUGUAUAGCAGAGCCAGAGAGGCUGGCUCAGCUCUUCAUUAAACAUGAAAGGCGUCUGCACAUGUACGUUGUAUACUGUCAGAACAAGCCCAAGUCAGAACACAUCGUCUCAGAGUAUAUCGAGACUUACUUCGAGGAGUUGCGACAGCAGCUGGGCCACAGGCUGCAGCUCAACGACCUGCUCAUCAAACCUGUCCAGAGGAUCAUGAAGUACCAGCUGCUGCUCAAGGACUUCCUGAAGUAUUACACCAAAGCUGGGAUGGACACGGAGGAGUUGGAGAAAGCAGUAGAAGUGAUGUGCUUUGUGCCAAAACGUUGCAAUGACAUGAUGAAUGUGGGCAGACUACAAGGCUUCGAAGGGAAGAUCACAGCCCAGGGCAAACUGCUCCAGCAAGAUACCUUUACUGUCAUAGAGCAGGACAGUGGCUUUCUGUCCCGAGCCAAGGAAAGACGCAUCUUCCUGUUUGAGCAGCUGGCCAUUUUCAGUGAGCCAAUCGACAGGAAGAAAGGUUUCUCACUCCCUGGAUACAUCUUUAAGAGCAGCAUCAAGGUGAGCUGCCUGGGGGUGGAGCCCAGCGUGGACGGCGAUGACGCCCGCUUUGUGCUGACAUCACGCAACCCUGACGGGAGUGUGGUGCGCUUCCAGUUGCAGGCCUCCUCCCCUGAGAUCUGCAGGGCCUGGGUCAAUGAUGUGGUUCAGAUCUUGGAAAGCCAGCGCAACUUCCUCAAUGCCUUACAGUCGCCUAUUGAGUACCAGCGACGAGAGAGCAAGUCUAAUAGCCUGGGCCGCAGCAUGAGGCCCCCUCUGUCUGCUGCCAGUGCCCUGCGGCCCCACUCCUCCGCCUCUAUUGACCGUCAUAAGCUGCCCUCCCUUCACUCUCACAACACCUCCCUGCCCACGCUCUACCUGCCCAGCCAAGGUCAAGGCCAAGGACCCAGCGAGACAUACUCACUGCAGGACCCCACUGUGGUCCAGCCAUGCCCUGCUGACUCCCACACUGUUUCUCCGUCACAAGUCCAACUGGGCUUCACUGAUCAGCCAAGCUGUCAAGCUGUGUCAAAUGGGCUGUACACACCCAACACACAAAGUGUACAGCAGAGAGCAGGAGAGGGCUGCCGAAGGGGUCAGGCUGCUGAUGCUGAGAGCCAGGCUCCACUGUCAGGCCCCUUCGCUGGACGACGCCCCAGCAAUCUGGCUCAGCUAGCCGAGGAUGACCUAUGAACCCUGAUGCUAUCUGUCUCCUGGGUCAGGAGGACAGCAGCUAACGCCACAACUGUGGAGACAAGAAGACUUGUCUACUGUCUGUUUAUGCCAGGCUUGACCCUUAACUGGUUCAAUCCUGGAGGAUAAUAAAGGAACCUGAAGGAAAAUAUGAAGGAACUAUGGAACUAUGGAACUAUAAAACGACUUUGCUACUGUUUUUACCAUUCAAUGGUAGGUGACUAGUCUUGGCUAUACCUUGAGUGUACAUAAAACAGCACCCAGUGGGAUGUUACUGUGCUCAGAGUGAAAACGCUCAUGGACACUCAAGUGGUAUGACAAUUUAUAAAUUUUACCUUUUUGAGAGUUUGUACACCAUACUCUUCUCUUUUUCAAAGAGCAAGGGGAAUUGGUUUGAUGUAGAAAUAUCCAUUCCUAAUUGGGGCGGUCACUGGAGUUAUGCGUGUGCCUAAAUAUAUGUUUAUGCAACAAUGUGUGGAUGUGUUUAAGCGCAUGAGAGUGUGCAAGGAGUGGCAGUGGCAACUCUUGUAUCCUUUGGUAAAUUUCCUUGAUAAAGUUUCUGAUGCCCCAUUGUAAAGACAAGUACAGCUACAUUUAUACAUUCUGUCAUUCCCCUGCUGACAACUGAGUUUGCUGUUUGUGUCGACAAGAAUGGAAAAGGCAGAACACUUGAUGUGAACACGCCACCAGGAAUUUACUCACUCGAAUUUCAACUUAAAGCAAAGAACUUUCUUUCUUGCCACAGUGUUGAGAGCCCCUGUGUGCUCUCUUAUUCUGUUUGAGCGGCCCUCGUUUGAUCUGGACAAAAAAGGCGUGAGGGGUCCCCCUGGAGGUUCUCUGUGGGUAUGACGUCACUUUGGAAUACUUUUUGCUCUUUGGGCAACUCCAGAGGAGUUUGCGAGGUGCAUUCAAAGGGACUGCUGUGCUGACCCAAAGUGUUGCAUGCAACAUCUCCUUUGUGAUUGACUGACACAACUUUACACAGCUCUUUCUGUCCAAGCCGAAGUAGAGUGCUUGUGGUUUGGGUGAAAAGUGCAUUGGUUUAAACUUGUUUUAUUAGUCCACUGUUGUAAUGUCAAGGCUGUGCACCAUUUCUAUAAUCUCUGUUAGCUUUUGCCCUCAUGGACUAAAUACUGUACAGUGCAUACCAUAAAGUCAAUCAUACAUUUCCACUUGUAAGAUGAAGAAUGACCCAGGUAUGCCAAGAAAUGUUCCAGUUCCAGUUCGUUCAAAUGAAGGAUAAUAUAUUGCUGGAUAAACAGAGUGAUGAAUCUGCAUGCUUCCGCUUCCUCAGACAACAGUGCCAAAAAAGCAGCUCACUACUUAAACGUUUCAUGCUCUUACUUGUAGUUUACACUCAGUAGUUUCAUGCUCUUACUUGUAGUUUACACUCAGUAGUUUCAUGCUCUUACUUGUAGUUUACACUCAGUAGUUUCAUGCUCUUACUUUUAGUUCAGUUUGCCACUACACUACAAAACAAUAAUAGAUAUCUGUGUUACUAUCUGGAUUGUAAUGCCUAAGUGAUAAAACGAGAGUGGAGUAGAUAAAGGAGGCAAUCCCGUCAAUAUCACUUAUUCUCUGUGGCCAGUAGAGGUCCCCACAAGGCUUUCACUUCCAACUUAGUUAGAUAAAACAGCUGCACCAAAGAUCAAUAGGCCUCAUAUUUCAGUGCUCAUGCUGAAGUAAAGCUGCUCAACAAUCUGUCCGAAACACAAUAAUAAAUUUCACAAAAUUAACUGAAAUGUGAAACAUUAGGUGAGUGGAACCAUCUCACAGAAUCCCUCUGCAGUUAAUGUGAACUGGCAUGUUUUCAUUGGAAUUACUCAUCAGGCAGUUUUUCUUUUAAUACAAAGUAAUACAACUACAGAGAACCAAGGGCAAGGACAUCAAACCAGGAGAAGGUUGGUUAGAGCUAUGUUUGACUGAGUAGAAACUGUUGUAUCAUAUCAAAUAAAAAGUGUCUUUUUGAAACUGA